AGGUGUUAUAGGAACAUGAGCCAUUUCGUGUCCACGUGGGAUUGUCUGUGUGUGAUGGUCUCUGCCGUAUGCACGAGGUCGGGGUGGAGUGCUUGGUGUGAUUCAUUCUCCAGCCCUGGUCUGACCCUGACCCCAUCCCACUCCCAGGACUACAUCCCCGCAGAGGGUGAGCUGCUGUUCCAACCUGGGGAGACCUGGAAGGAGCUGCAGGUGAAGCUCCUGGAGCUGCAGGAGAUAGACUCCCUCCUGCAGGGCCGCCAGACCCGCCGCUUCCACAUUCAACUCACCAACCCCAAGUUCGGGGCUCGCCUGGGCCAGCCCCACUCAGCCACCGUCAUCAUUGGGGACCCAGACGAACUGGACCAGAACUUCACAAGCCAGACACUGUCAUCGUUCCCUCACCAUGGUGACCUGGGUGCCCCCCAGAACCCCAAUGCCAAGGCUGCCGGGUCCCGGAAGAUCCUUUUCAACUGGCUGCCCCCUCCUGGCAAGCCAACAGGGUACAGGGUCAAGUACUGGAUCCAGGGUGACUCUGAGUCCGAAGCCCACCUGCUUGACAGCAAGGUGCCCUCGGCGGAGCUCACCAACCUGUACCCAUAUUGCGAGUACGAGAUGAAGGUGUGCGCCUAUGGGGCACAGGGCGAGGGCCCCUACAGCUCCUUGGUGUCCUGCUGCACCCAACAGGAAGUACCCAGUGAGCCAGGGCGUCUGGCCUUCAAUGUCGUCUCCUCCACGGUGACCCAGCUGAGCUGGGCUGAGCCGGCUGAGACCAACGGCGAGAUCACGGCCUACGAGGUCUGCUACGGCUUGGUCAACGAGGACAACCGACCCAUCGGGCCCAUGAAGAAGGUAUUGGUGGACGCUCCCAAGAGGCGGAUGCUGCUCAUUGAGAACCUUCGGGAGUCCCAGCCAUACCGCUACACGGUGAAGGCGCGCAAUGGGGCAGGCUGGGGCCCGGAGCGGGAGGCCAUCAUCAACCUGGCCACCCAACCCACGCGGCCCAUGUCCAUCCCUAUCAUCCCGGACAUCCCCAUUGUGGACGCCCGGUGUGGGGAAGACUACGAGAGCUUCCUCAUGUACAGUGAUGACGUUCUACGCUCCCCUCCUGGCAGCCAGAGGCCUAGCGUCUCCGAUGACACUGGCGGCGGCUGGAAGUUCGAGCCCCUGCUGGGGGAGGAGCUGGACCUGCGGCGCAUCACGUGGCGGCUGCCCCCGGACCUGGGCCCCAUACUCUGGGUUCCCAAGGAACCCUCAGCAAACCUCCUUUAUAACCUUUUCCACACUUGA
Molecule: messenger RNA, 1287 nt
Organism: Leptonychotes weddellii (Weddell seal)
Lineage: Eukaryota; Metazoa; Chordata; Mammalia; Carnivora; Phocidae
Source: RefSeq, a predicted model, not a curated record